CCCCUGAAAAAAAAUCGUUCACAUUUAAAUUAUUAAGUUGUGUCCCCUCCCCCCACCCAAUAUAAAACGUCUACUCCCCUGUCUGUCUGUUCCUCCAAAUCCGAAUUUUGUCACGUAUCUUCUUUUCUAUCACAUUUUCCUAAUACAUUUUAGUUACUCCCUCGGGCGUUUUCUGACCCCGACUAAAUGUUACAUAUCAUCAUUUCUUCUCGUUUUCUUCUGUUAUUAGUAGCCAUUGAAAAAGUGGAGACGUAUUUGCUGGUGUUACAUGCGUUAAUAACCUUGCCCUUUAACACUACGUAGGCGAAGGAAGUGCCUAAGCAAGAUUUUUAUCUUUUAAAAGCCACGAAGCCCUGAAACGUCUGGAUGUUUUGCCAAAAACCUGGUCACUGGAAGUUAUUGAGAAGUUGUGCUUUUUUCAUUUUAUGUUUAACUUCAAGGUUAAAACAAAAAUAUUAUUGAUAACAAUGCUGUUUGUCAUUGUUCUCAUUAUUAUUGUUGUUGUCUAUUAUAUAUUAUGACAUAUUUUACAUUUUAUCUGCCCCUCAUGGUCCUGAUCAGGAUGAAAAAUGGAUGGAUUAUUAAAACAAUGAGAGGUUAUUGUAGUCAACAGGAUUUAAUAGUUUACGAACUGGGAAAUGUAGGAGGUGGAAUACCAUUUAAUGCUUGAGAAGGGUCAUUUCAAAACGUUUGAUUUAUACAUGGAAGAGGAGAUACCUUUAUACAGGAGGAUGCGGGGUUUAGAUAAAGCUAUGGGGAGCUGUCUGUCUGCAACAUUGUAAAUUAAUGGCAAUGAUACGACACCAGCUAGAGAGGAGUUGUAAUAGUCCGGAUCUUAAAUACUUUGGCAUGGUGAGAACUGGUGUGUGGAAGUUCAUUAAGGGUCACUCAUCACUAUUAGGACGUUUGACAUUUAAGCAGAACAGGAGGGUUGGGGCAGGUCCAUUUAAUACCAUUUAAACCCAACUGUGCUGUCAGACUGUUCCUUUGGACUUUUGGUUGAAUUGAAUGGGCCUUGCUAUGAUUACCUUUGGAUGGGUUGGCGCCCCAUCAUGGGUUGUUCCCCACCUUGCGCCCAUAGCCACCAGGAUAGGCUCUGGAUCCCUGGCAACCAUGAAUAGGAUAAGUUGAUUCAGAUAUUUGAUGGAUGGACGGACAGAUGGAUGGAUGGAUGGAUAAUUACAUUUGAUUGUUACUACCCCACCCCAAAGUCUUUCUGCCUUUUCCGCGAUGACUGUCUUCUCCUGCAGUCAGAAGACUCGGAGCCUCUCAGGGUGUGAUGGUGGGAUUGUGUGAGAACGUUGUGAUUUACGCUGCUUUGAGCUCUGUGUCUCUCAGCGGAUGGGUCCCCGAUGCCUUAAUUAGCAAAGCGGUUCACUGGAAAUGGAUGGAUACUAUUGCUUACGAUUGUAUUUAUCAUGGAGAGAUUUCGGUUUCAGAAGUGCAGUGCGAGUCACCUCUGGUGCCUGGCUCUCUGAGUGUGUAAUCUAUAUGCUGUGAUGUGUGACAAACCCUUUGAGUACCUUGUAGCUAUUCGUCACACACUGUCAUGCAGUGACACUUAGACCCACGCAGGCAGCUGGUAACUGAUGGACUGGAAGAAGCCUCCUCAGCAAGGUUUAUGCUCCCGCCGACCCAGACCUACAAGCUCUCUUUCGUUUUUCCUACAGAAAAAUACUGGUUAUGUUCUUAUGCUCUAAUAUUCUGAGGCUCAGCUGGCCGAUACCUUGACUUGGGCGGUUUAUCUGUAGGACCUGUGAUAAGUGUCUUUUCUGACAGCAUCAAGAACUUCAGCACAAAUCAUUCAAAUACAUAGACACACAGACCAAAGGUUAAAAACAGCCGUUUCAGUAGGGCUCAAUAAUGUUUUCAUCAUAGAAAAAAUGCACAAAGGUCAUUCAAAUUUGUCUACUAUAUCUUAAUUCUACUGUGGUUAUUAUGGGGUCCAAAGACUAAGAAUGAGUCGUGUGCAAGAAUGAGUGCAAUAUUAAGACUUGUCAUUAUUGCCGAAAAUGUUACAGCCUCUUCUUAGUAAUUCAGGAUAGCACUGAUUCUUCUUGAUUCAGAGGAUUGUUCAAUUGUUAGCAUAGACCAUAUAUAGUUAUGUUAAUUUAAUUAUCUAUCCAGCCAACUGCUUUUGUUAGUCAGGGUUUCUUUGAGGAAUUAAAAGCAAAUAAGAUGAGCAUAACUAAUACUCUUUCUAAGAACACUGAAUAUGCUGUUGCGUAGUGUAAUGCUGUUACGUGAAUAUGCUGUUACGUAGUAUAAUGCUGUUACGUGAAUAUGCUGUUACAUGUAUGGAUAACAUUGAUGAUAGUUUUUCAAAAAUUAGUCAUUUUUUUAUGUUGUAGUAAUAAAAUUAAUAUACAAUGUGUAUUUUAAACUUAUAUUACACAUCAUUCUCAGUGUGAAGAGGUCAGUUGCUGUUACAAAACUUAUCACGAGACAAAAAAUGUUUUGGCAGCUAAGCAGGGAUUAUCCUUGUAUUAAUUCACUUUCUCUGGAUUGCAAAUCCAUGAAACGCUGCGACAGGAAAUUCUCAGUGCUGCAAGUCUGACUUCGCUGUUGUGUAAAUAAUGUUACCAGUGCAUUCUGGCAUUUGUCAUUACAAACUAUUAUGUCACUUCCCACUUAGCGGAUGGAAGUGUGUUUUUGAACCGGAUGAACGUUCCUGUAGUUGGAUUUGUGUGAGAAAUUAAUAUGGAGAUAUUUAUUAGGAUAUUAAUUGGUUGCACUGUGCAACUCACACAGGAAAGAGAGGAGCUGAGAACUACAAAAAAAUGUUAUAAUUUUCUUAGCUUAAAAAAUGCUGGUAAAAUAAUAUAUUUUGCGAUUACUCUAAACCAGGGGUCCCUGACCAUAUUUUCCCCAGUGGGCCGAAUUCCAAAUUCCAUUACCAACACAAAGCUGGAGGGGAUUCACAAUGAUGAAAUUAAGUGGAGGUGGAGGGGUUCAUUGAAUUUCGGUGUGAAUGCCCUAGUUGGUGACCACUGCCCCAAACAGAACAUGUUAUUUAAUUUAGUCUGUUCCCUAGUUCAAGAGCUGCCAAGCCGAAAAUGUUAUUAGUGAUGAUGUCAAGACUGACUGAUAAUGAGGAUGGCAUUGUGGCUAGGAAGGUAUCACUGUGGCUAGGAAGGUAUCACUGUGGCUGGGAAGGUAUCACUGUGGCUAGGAAGGUAUCACUGUGGCUUGGAUGGUAUCACUGUAGCUUCUCAUCUGCAGGAUUGUGACACGUUCCUCUGUUUCCUUCUCCAGUCCAAAAACAUCUGACACCUAGACUUGGUGUCUCCUUAGUUUACCCUGUGACGGACUGGUACCCCUGUACUGGAUAAUUGGCAUGGAAGAUUCUAACUGCAGGGGUAAAAGUCAAGUCACCUGACUUACCAGACAUAUAACUAGUGAUAGGAUCAGCCUGAUUUAAGAUCAAAUCAUCUCCAUCUUGAUUUGUAUCCAGUGUUCUCUGUGUACCUGUCUUUCAAAUGCUGUUUUAAAUGUUUUAAAAAAUUGACCAAUGGAGAAACAAGAAUAUCUGUGCAGUAGCGAUGUUCUCAUUCACUUGUGACACUGUGUGUUUAUCACAAAUUAAUAUUUAUGCAUGGCUGCCAUUCAAGUUGGACUCUCAUACAAACUAUCCAGUCAAUGAAGUGGGUCUGUGAGUCAUUGGGAGCUUAUCUGCGUGGCUCUCGGUUGCCGUUUCAGGUUUCGGGGGCUGUGUGGACAUCGUCGUGGAUGGCGUCUCGCUGCUGGACAAGGCCGGGGUCCUGCCCAGUGACCAGCCGCUCCACCACGACUUCAUCGAGAACGGCGAGCAGCUGGCCCAGAGCUUUGCUUAUUUCUUCCCCCCCGGGGCAGCGAGCGAGUGAGUGCGCUCCAGUGUGGCACAGCUCAUGCACGCCUUGUAGAAUCGCUUAUAAUUUCUAUAUUUGUGCCCUCAGGGGUGAUCGUAGGAUUUUUCUGUGGCGGAGGCCCUAAAAGGAGCCAUUCAGUGGGGCCAACAAGUAGAAAGACACCAUUAACGUCCCAAGAACAUUGAUGCUAAAUUUUGAAAAGCAUUUAAAAAUAUUUGUUGAAAGUCUUUUUCAGAUGACAAAAAUUUUCUCUCUCCGUCCCUGCAAAUUAUAGGUUUGUUAAACCCUCAGAAAGGAUACAGCGUUUACAGAGGCAGCUGGGUUUGGCAGCAGAAUUAGCAAAAAUACAAUGUGAAGUUUGAGUAAAGUGUAGGUUUCUUCUUUGACAUGUCGCGUCUCGUGAAUGUAAAGCACCAUGGUACAGUGUGCACGCUUAAGCCAUCGUUCAGCUCUCACCAUUAGAGUUAUAGAUAGUCUCCCAUUCUUGCUUCCCUAAGCUGACCAUACUGGGGUUAAUUCAAACCUAAGCCAGGUUUACUUGGGAACAACAAUGACUUAUUAUGUUUCUGCACCACAUGUCCAAAAGCUUUGUUUGGCUUUGUAUUUUAUUGUUUUCAGAUGCUCCAUGGAAGGAUUUCAUUUCCUUGUAAUAUUUAAGGAAGGAGAGGUUAUAAUAAAGCAUCGCUUUCAUAAAACCCGGUCCUGCUUCAGGCAGUCGUUGUGUCCCAUUUCCAGGAGAUUUGUAGUGAACAGCACCCUCUUCAGCAAGCUGGUGGAGGCUUCCCGGGGGGUGCCUGGUCACCGCUGGUCAGUGGGUGGCAACGCACUGGUAAUGGCUGGCCGGAUGGCGGCGGAGGGCUGCGACGUGCUUCUGGGGGUGAGCGGUAACCGUGACCUCGCCGAUGUCCUUUCUGGGCACGUCACCGUGGCAGGAAACACAGUAGAGGAGCCUGACAUCCACCUCGUCUUGGAGUAUCCCUCAGGGGCCAAGUGGGGCCGUUAUACAUCCAGGCGGGCAAACAGAUACAUCAUCCAUAGUGACAAGCACAACCCGUACCUGGCAUCAAUGGGGCACUUCGAGCAGCAGCUUCGGGGUUUCCAGUCAGACCUGCUGAUUAUUGGCGGCUUGCAGAUGAUGGACAGCUUUCCCUUUAAGGAAGGUGAGCGAGAGGCCCUUCUCAGACGCCUGUCCCAGCUGCUGUCCUCCACAUCCCCGGACACGAGCGUGCAUUUCGAAAUGGCCAGCUUCGUGGACGGGCUCCUCCUGGUAGAGCUGAUGGAGCGGGUUGUCACCCACGCCGACUCCCUGGGCAUGAACGAGCAAGAGCUGCCUAACCUCUUGAGCCACCUGAGGGACGGCAAUGUCACCGUGCUGUCGGACUCCAGCCCCCGCGUGGCCACCGUCCUGGACCAGAUGCGCGAGUUGUACUGGCUGGUAAACGAGCGACGUGGGAAAAAUCCCAGCAGCCGGUCGCUGACUCGGCUGCACGUGCACACGCUGGCCUUUCAGGCCAUCAUCGUGACUCGCGGCUCCCAGUGGAAGAACACCAUGUCGGCCACAGCCAAGGCCUCGCUCACCGCCAACCGGCACGUGUGCGGCUCAGCGGACAUCAACCCCAGCAAGGCCAAGCUCAUCCUGGACGAGUCCUUCUCCGUCAGCCGGAGGCAGGGCAGCCAGCGCAUCCCGCUCCAGGAGACGCGGCCUGUGUCCUGUUGGCACGAGGACGACUACGAGCUGUGCGUGGCCCCCGUUCUGGUGUGCACGGAGGUCCACCAGACCGCUGGGGGGGGGGACAACAUCUCAGCUGCCGGCCUGGUGCUACAGAUCUGACGUGCCGGAGCGUUGGCGGGUCAGAGAUCCACUCAGGAGGUCUCAAGGCAGAACUUCGAACGUCAAGAGAGCAAAGAACAAAGAAUCUUCCCAUCUGAUGUGAAGGCAUUAUUUUCUUGUGAGUUUUUAGUCGUGCAAUAUAUGAAAUGUGAUGAGUCCUGAGUACUCACCAGUUCAUUUUAAUUUCUUUCUCAUAACUGGUCAGUUUCCUCCAUUAUCAUGUCUGACUUAAUACUUUUCCAGUGUCUUUUCAGUGACCUUGACUUUUUUUCACUCAGGCAACAUGUGACAUGUAUUUACUCACAGGCUCUUCGAAAUCAGCAUUAGCCAGAUGCGUAGCAACAGUGUUCUCUAUGGGAAGAAAACUGGAAAGGAUCUUUCUAGCAUCAGCUUAUUCCAUGACUAUUUUUCGCAUUUCUUAUGGUUACUUUUUCUUUAGUUGCUGUGUUUUAGAUGCAGCCGUACAGCUGAAAUCAUGACAAAUCAAGUCAAAGAGCAUUUGUUGUUUUGUUGGCGGUAUCUAGUGCAUUGACUAAAAUUUCAACAUACAGCUGUAAGUUUCUCUAAAGAAGCAUUUAAGGAUAUUUAUGUGUAUUAGGAGUAACAGCAGCACGAACAAGUAAUGUGGAUUAAAACUUGACUUCCUGGAUUUUAGAGCUUCUGAUCUUGAAAUGGAUACAUUUAAUAUUUUUUUUAAUCAUGUUGAAUGUGUCACCUCACACAGUCAUGAGUUUGAAAUUAUGCAGUGGCUAUUCCAUCCAGGAACCCUCACAGUGGGGCGAAGAGUUCUGCUUUACUGGCAUUAUUCACAGUAUGACACAAUAUGGAGUCAAGAUGGCCUCAUAGCGCAGUGACCUCAUAGCGCAGUGACCUCAUAGAGAAACCAAUGAUUCCAGCAAAUGGAAAUGGAUACCAGAGUGACAGUGUUUGUGGAAUAGUGGCUUAGGGCAGAGGAGUGUAGCCGUAUUGCUAACGGAGAAUUCUCAUCUUUUCACCUCCAUGGGUUUCCCACCUCUGGCACACGUGUGGGUGAUGUGUCGCUCAGGGAUUAAUAGCUUUUCCUUUGUCUGGCAGUGUACAGCCCAGAAAUCACAAAGGUUUCUGUCCUGGGAACGGGUCGAUGCAUCUCCAUCUCCUAAAAUUAACAUCUUCAUGGAUAAUAAUGAUGGAUGAUGCAGCUAAUUAACUGUUUACAAAUGGUCAGUCUUUGAAGGUGCUGCUUCAGCUCUGGAAACAGCUCAGUACUCUGAAGGUGAAGUGAAUGUUCACAUAAUGCCUUGUGCCUGCAGGAAUAAAGAGAUGCACAUUCCA
Brienomyrus brachyistius is the source of this 6990-nucleotide messenger RNA. RefSeq names its product ADP-dependent glucokinase 2 (gene adpgk2). The transcript has 5 exons. Gene Ontology annotation, molecular function: ADP-specific glucokinase activity. The record is from RefSeq and is a predicted model, not a curated record. The coding region runs from base 4399 to 5679 and encodes 426 amino acids. Gene Ontology annotation, biological process: glucose metabolic process. NCBI's taxonomy places the organism in Eukaryota, Metazoa, Chordata, Actinopteri, Osteoglossiformes, Mormyridae. Gene Ontology annotation, cellular component: endoplasmic reticulum.